Molecule: messenger RNA, 736 nt
Organism: Seminavis robusta
Lineage: Eukaryota; Bacillariophyta; Bacillariophyceae; Naviculales; Naviculaceae
Source: the annotation of a GenBank genome assembly
CCUCAUUACGCCAAACAAACAACUUCCAUUUUGCACCCAACCAAGUGGCAAACUAGCUAGGCUCUAGCACUCUUUCCCUUGGCGCUUCUUCCAUCCUUUUUAUUCUGUGAAGCUGUUUCUCUUGAGCCUGCCGGUAUUUGAUUCAAACCAUCCACAGCAGCACAUGGUUGCAUCAUUCUUUUAAGAGGACUGCUUCAAUUGAGAUAACAAUGAUAGAGUCACUUUUUGGAUUUCUUCUUCUUUUGACCACAUUCCUGGGAUUCGGGCCUCUAGGUGCUCAUGCCCGCAAAACGGAAUGUACCUAUGACAUUAUUAUCAAUGGAGUAGCGAUCGAGGGGGACAAUACCGAAUGCUUCAAGUCACCAGGAAAUGGACUCCCUGCAUUGGUUUCAGGGUCAGAAGCAGACCCCAUUGUGGUGUGGGAUCCAGAUGCCCCUUGUGGAGGUGAACAUGGCAGCUACAUUCAUUACGCCGGCAUGGGAAGCAUGAAAAACUUCGAACCCAUGACAGCUGGGGCGGGAGAUGUCGUGCAUACCUAUCGAGCAGCCGUCUUUGGAAAGGGCCUUCCUUUGGCAGAGGAAACCACAGGUUGUGUCCAAUUUGAUACCACCUCUGUUGGCCCACUCAAAUGCCAGAAAUCCUGGAAGGUGGCGCGAUUUGGCAGCUCAUGUCCCAAAAAGCCAACAGAGGAGGAGCUCUGAGUGUUCUGGUUGCUUGUGGCAAUUGUAACGACUGU